This is a messenger RNA of Eufriesea mexicana, 3216 nucleotides long. It is a transcript of the gene smo, whose product is annotated as smoothened, frizzled class receptor. Gene Ontology annotation, biological process: pattern specification process; commissural neuron axon guidance; central nervous system development. Lineage: Eukaryota; Metazoa; Arthropoda; Insecta; Hymenoptera; Apidae. The record is from RefSeq and is a predicted model, not a curated record. The transcript has 9 exons. Gene Ontology annotation, molecular function: patched binding; transmembrane signaling receptor activity. The coding region runs from base 121 to 3072 and encodes 983 amino acids. Gene Ontology annotation, cellular component: plasma membrane; dendrite; cilium.
UGCUGGAUGCGACUGUCGCGAGCGUAGAAGAUGCAAGACGCUUUGUUCGAACGAAACGGAGAGCUUUCUCCGUGGCAGACUAUAGUUGUUCAGGAAAUAAUUGGUGUGUAGUUUUAAACUAUGCGUCCGAAGAUGACGCUUUUAUUGAUUUAUUAUUUUCUACUUUUUCAUCGAGCGUUGUCGGAGCUGACGCACGGAUUUGCUAUUAAUUCAAACGGCGAAAACGAAACAUGGAAACAUAGUUUGGAUCUUAGUCCCAGACACAGAAUUAAGGACUCUAGUUACCUGCUGGACAGGUAUCCAAUAAGAGAAUUACCACCUGAUUCAUUAAAUUGUCGUAGAUCAGCAAAAUGUGUAGAGAUGCAAAAGAGUACGUGUAUGGGUACAAGAUUGCCUUAUACCACUACAACAUUGGAUUUUAUACCUGAACAUGUAACUCAGGAUAUUAUAGAGGAAAAAUUACAUGUGUUACAAGCAUUAAGACAUAUGCCAAAGUGUUGGGCAGUUGUACAACCCCUCUUGUGCUCAAUAUUUAUGCCAAAAUGUAUUAAUGAUACAGUGGAUUUACCAUCACAAGAAAUGUGUAAAAUGGUUUCAGGGCCCUGUAGAAUUGUAUUUAAUCACACAAUAUGGCCAAGUUUUGUUAAAUGUGAAAAUACAGAUUUAUUUCCCAAACUAUGUAAGAAUGAUAUCAGAGAAUUAAAAUUUAAUAUCUCUGGUAAAUGUUUGAAACCAUUAGUCCCUACUGAUAAUGCACUUGCAAUCUUUGAAGGAGUUGAAGGUUGUGGAACACAGUGCAAUGACCCACUUUUUACAGCAGAUGAGCAUAAGCAAAUUCAUUCUUUUAUUGCCUGGGCUGCAGGGAUUUGUGGAUCAUUCAAUUUAUUCACAGUUAUAACGUUUUUAAUUGAUUGGAGGAGUGCAAAUAAAUAUCCAGCUUUAGUUAUAUUUUACAUAAACUGUUGUUUUAUGGUAUCUUGUAUUGGAUGGCUUGCUCAAUUUACACCUGGAAGCAGAGAAAUAAUUGUGUGCAGGAAAGAUGGAACUUUAAGAAUGAGUGAGCCAAGUGGAGAAAAUUUAUCAUGUGUCGUAGUGUUUGUUCUUGUGUAUUACUCUCUUAUGGCAGCUAUGGUAUGGUUUGUGAUUCUUACAUAUGCUUGGCAUAUGAGUUUUCAAGCAUUAGGCAAAAUCCAAGACAGAAUAGACAAAAAAGGUGCAUACUUCCAUUUAAUUGCUUGGUGUUUACCACUUGUCCUCACUGUCACAAUCAUGGCAUUGGGGGAAAUUGAUGGAAAUAGUGUUACUGGUAUAUGUUUUGUGGGUUACACUAAUCAUGCAGUCAGAGCUUGGUUUUUGCUUGGCCCUGUGUUGAUUGUUUUACUGGUUGGAGGUUAUUUCUUAUCUAGAGGAUUAAUUACUCUGAUUCGCUUGAAAAUAAGUAGUCAAGAAAUUAUAUCUGAAAGGGCCAGUUCUAAAAUACGAGAAACUAUCGUGCGUAUGGGACUGUUUUCGAUUUUCACUUUCACUGCAGUUGUAGUGACUUUUUAUUGCCAUAUUUAUGAAUUUCAACAUUCUUGGGAGUGGCGUCAGAGUUUUAGAAAUUAUAUGAUAUGUGCGAUAACUACGAAGUAUUUAGAUAUUUCGGAAUGUAAAAUGGAAAUUCGACCGAGUGCAGCUAAAAUGCAAUUACACUUGCUUUCACCAUUUUUUGCUGGUAUUCUUAUGUCUUCAUGGGUGUGGACUGGUUCAACAGUAGAUACAUGGACUAGAUUCCUCAGACGAACUUUUAAUUGUGAAACCGAAGAGCCUAUUAGACUGAAAAAACACAAAGUGAUUGCUCAAGCGUUUGCAAAACGGAAAACAUUCAAUAACGCUGGUCGAUUAUCCAUUAGUUUUCAUAACACCCAUGAAGAUCCAGUCGGUUUAAACUUUGAUCUCAAUUCCGUAGCUUCUCAAGAUUUUAGUUCUACAUGGGCAGCAGCUUUGCCAAAGCUAGUUACUCGUAGGGGUGCACUCGUUGGUGGUACAACGGGUUCUGUAUCCAGCAACAGGAGAAAUUCUGUAGAUUCUGAAAUCAGCUUCAGUGUACGUCGAGUGUCUGUGGAAUCUAGAAGAAAUUCUUUAGAUUCUCAGAUAUCCGUUCAAAUAGCUGAAUUAAAGACAACACGAAAAGUCGCUAGUAGCUCACGAGGUCGACGUGGGAAACGGCGACGAGACUUCGGAAAAUCGAGAUCUGGUAAAGUAGGGCCAUUGUUUAGGAGAGGCAGUACAACAUCGCAAGAAAGUCAACUUGGUGCACAAAUAUUAUCAGCAUUAACUAUAGGCGGCAAUUCAAGAGUACCACCCAUCCAAGUGCCUAAUAUGAAGAGACGAUCAGCUAGUGCCGGUUUGGAUGAACGUAUUUUAAAUCCUAAACUGUUCGAUGGAAAAAAUGCGGGAAUGCUGCUUCCUUUCUUGUUUCCCGGACAAAGUGGUAGCGAUGAGAAUUUAAGCAGUGAGGAGAAGCGGCAUCAAGGAAUAUCAGGAAAAGAUGUAGAUAUCGAAGCUGGAAAUAUGGAAAAGGAUGAUCAAGACAGUGAUAGUGAUGAUAGUCAACCGGAAGAAGAAGCAAAAAUGUUAGAUCCUGAAGAACCACAUGAACGUAGUAAAAGUAAAACUAGUAACAAAAGCUCAAAAAGUUAUAGUCACGAAAGUGAUCGGAGAAGCAGAGAAGGACGUAGAAGUAAAUAUCUGCUUCAAGAUGAAACCAUUUUAAAGCAUUUGUUUCAAGAGUCUAGUGAUAUUAAAUUGAAAAGCGACGCAGAAAUAAAAGAGGUGUACAGAAAAGCAGGAAUGGGAAAUCUGGCAUCUAGUCUAACUUCGUGUUGCCCUGAAUUAACAAGACUUAUGCAGACUGAAGGUCAAACUGGUAAUGCGCGAGAAAUGGCAACACAAACGUCUCUACCAUUGGAUAUUUUAGAAAUGGAAGAAUUAAAACAAAGUAUAGAUGAGAUUAUUAACAGUCGACACUGUAGCUCAAAAGGAACGCAAAUUUCACCGCAGUUAAAUAAAAACAAAAAUAUCGCUACGUAGCAUUAGUUUUUCUUCUUCGAACGUACAAAGAACUUUUUCAAAUAUUUCUUCUUAAUACUAUGAUCAUUAUUAUAUUACCAGAUUUGUCCAGGAUUUUCUUUCUCUCUUUAUAUUUUUUGCUUUCUUUUCCUUUAAACUUGUUAA